Penicillium bovifimosum is the source of this 1089-nucleotide messenger RNA. RefSeq lists its product as uncharacterized. The record is from RefSeq and is a predicted model, not a curated record. Bases 1 to 1089 code for a protein of 362 amino acids. The transcript is spliced from 3 exons. Lineage: Eukaryota; Fungi; Ascomycota; Eurotiomycetes; Eurotiales; Aspergillaceae.
AUGUCACCACGGGAUGGCCGUGAAAGGCCCGAGGGCCUCUCUAAAUACUUCGAGCGCAUGAGGAACGUCUUUCGUCCUCGGUCAGGGUCUAAGCGACAUUCUCUCACUCCUCAGGUUACUGCUCCACCUGGAACCCCACCAAUUCCAACACCAGCACAAGCAGCAUCACAAGAACCCACAGAGGCUCCAACUCCAGCUACAGCACAAGCGCAAGGGUUCAGCGUUUCCCAGCCAGUCACGAUUACCAACUAUAGCUUCACACAAAAUGACAAAGCGCGAGCUCUCUUCGCCAAAUACGGCCUGACUCUCGACCCAGCCGUCUGGGGAUCCCCGCCCGACCACCAACUAAAGCGAGUAGCAAAACCAAUCCGCAUGCGAGUUCGUCGCACCUGCCACCGCUGCGAGACAACCUUCGGAGCAGACAAACUCUGCAUCAACUGCCAGCACACCCGCUGCACAAAAUGUCCCCGCCACCCAGCCGCCCGCACUACCGAAGGCGACCCAUCAACCCGCAAGUCGAAAGCCCCAGAGAUCAGCAUCCCUCAGCCCCGAAUGCUACCCAGAGCGCCAUACCUCAAGAUUUAUGGCGACAUCAACUUGCCACUGAAGAUGCCGUCAUACAUGUACGGCCAGGACCACGUUUACAAGCCAGUGCGCCAACGUAUCCAUCGCUUCUGUCACCUCUGCGACUCAGCCUUUACCCCAGACCAGAAGUCUUGUCCUGCUUGCAGCCACGUUUGUUGCAAGAAGUGUCCGCGGGACCCAGCGAAACUGGAUAAAUAUCCAGAUGGGUAUCCCGGUGAUGCAGAUCCGCCUAGAGCGAGACCUGACCGUACGUUCAAGAAACCUCGUCGCAGGGUUCAUUAUGUCUGUCAUGUCUGUGAAACUUGGUAUCAGGGUGGGCCGGAGCCCGUUUGCCGUGAAUGUGGUCAGAAGAGGUGUUUUGCGAGUAUACGAAUUCCAUCCCACAAAGUCAAACCAGAACCGGAUCCUGAGGUUGUCAAAAUCCUCGAAGACAGGCUAGCAGGUCUGGCCAUAUCACAAGCACGCGCUCCAAACCCAGUCACCGAAGCAGGAGCUUGCGCUUAG